Ziziphus jujuba (common jujube) is the source of this 2580-nucleotide messenger RNA. RefSeq names its product pentatricopeptide repeat-containing protein At2g41080. The coding region runs from base 267 to 2258 and encodes 663 amino acids. The record is from RefSeq and is a predicted model, not a curated record. The transcript has a single exon. NCBI's taxonomy places the organism in Eukaryota, Viridiplantae, Streptophyta, Magnoliopsida, Rosales, Rhamnaceae. Gene Ontology annotation, molecular function: zinc ion binding; RNA binding; protein binding. Gene Ontology annotation, biological process: RNA modification.
AUUUCCAAUAAACUUUGUUAAUCAAUCACACAAAUUGGGUGCAGGAAUUGAAAAUGAAAAAACAGUAGUAAAGCAAUUUACAUGCAUGAUGAUAUUACAGACAAGUGACAAGUAAUGUAUAAUUUUAAUCACAAAUCCUUCUUGCCACAUCGAUCGAAUUACUGAACACAUUUUUUAAUUAUUUUUUGGUUUUGUUUUUAGUUUUUACUUCGACUUUUUAGUACCAAAAACAAUAAACGCUUAACGAAGCCCAGCAAGCCAGAUGCAUGGGCAAGUUUUGCUUCUAUUGUCUUUUCAACAAGCUAAACAUCCAAGGCAUUCGCUUUGCCUCCACCACCUCCAUCGCUGCAUCUAAAACUGAAGAAUUUACCAGUCUUUGCUCGAAAGGGCAAAUCAAACAAGCCUUUGAGAGCUUCAGUUUUGAGUUAUGGUCAGACCCAUCUCUUUUCUCUCACCUCCUUCAAGCAUGCAUCCCCAAAAGGUCACUUCGAUUGGGGAAACAGCUUCAUUCUUUGAUUGUUACAUCUGGGUGUUCCUCAGACAAGUUUGUUUCGAAUCACCUCCUCAACAUGUACUCCAAAUCCGGAGAGUUACAGACUGCUAUAGCAUUGUUUGGCCGUAUGCCAAGGAGAAACAUCAUGUCUUGCAACAUUAUCAUUAAUGGGUUCAUGCAAAGUGUCGACAUAGAAAGUGCCAAGAAAGUAUUUGAAGAAAUGCCCGAGAGGAAUGUUGCGACUUGGAACGCCAUGGUUACUGGUUUGACCCAGUUUGAAUUCAAUGAAGAGGGUUUGGGUAUCUUUUCGGAAAUGCAUCGAUUGGGUUUUUUGCCUGAUAAUUUCACACUGGGUAGUGUUCUGAGGGGAUGUGCGGGUUUGAGAUCUUUACAUGCAGGACGGCAGGUUCAUGCUUAUGUAAUGAAAUGUGGGUUUGAGUUCAAUUUGGUUGUUGGCAGCUCUUUGGCCCACAUGUAUAUGAAAUCUGGUAGCUUGGAAGAAGGAGAAAAGGUAAUAAAAUCAAUGCCGACUCGCAAUGUGGUUGCAUGGAAUACGCUUAUAGCCGGAAAAGCUCAAAAUGGGUAUCCGGAGGUGGUUCUUGAUCAGUAUAAUGUCAUGAAACUUGCCGGUUUUAAACCCGAUAAAAUCACAUUUGUUAGCGUAAUCAGUUCGUGUUCAGAAUUGGCAACACUUGGACAGGGUCAGCAGAUUCAUGCUGAGACAAUCAAAGCCGGGUCCAGUUCUGUAGUUGGUGUUGUUAGCUCCUUAGUUAGUAUGUAUUCAAGAUGUGGGAGUUUGGAAGACUCUGUGAAAGCUUUCAUGGAAAGAGAAGAUGUGGAUGUUGUAUUAUGGAGCUCUAUGAUUGCUGCUUAUGGAUUUCAUGGUAAAGGAGAUGUAGCCAUCAAGCUAUUUGAACAGAUGGAGCAUGAAGGGUUGGAAGCCAAUGAUAUUACUUUCCUAAGUUUGCUUUAUGCUUGUAGUCAUUGUGGAUUGAAGGAAAAAGGGAUUGAGUUCUUUGAUUUGAUGGUAGAGAAGUAUGGACUAAAGCCUAGACUAGAACAUUAUACAUGUGUGGUUGAUUUACUCGGUCGUUCUGGAUGUCUGGAAGAAGCAGAAUCUAUGAUAAGAUCAAUGCCUGUUAAAGCAGAUGCAAUCAUAUGGAAAACUUUGUUAUCUGCAUGUAAAAUCCAUAAGAACACAAACUUGGCGAGUCGAAUUGCCGGAGAAGUUCUUAGGCUAGACCCACAGGAUUCAGCUUCUUAUGUGCUACUCUCCAAUAUCCAUGCUUCUGCUAGAAGGUGGCAGGAAGUUUCCAAUGUGAGGAGAAGCAUGAGAGAUAGGAAUGUUAAGAAGGAACCGGGUAUAAGCUGGUUGGAAAUAAAGAAUCAAGUUCACCAGUUUUGCAUGAGUGACAAAUCCCAUCCAAAAUCUUUGGAGAUUGAUUUGUAUCUGAAAGAACUGACCGCAGAGAUGAAGUUACGAGGUUAUGAGCCUGAUAUUGGCUCUGUUUUGCAUGACAUGGACAUUGAGGAAAAAGAAUAUGAAUUGGCACAUCACAGUGAAAAGUUGGCAGUUGCUUUUGCUUUAUUGAAUACUCAUGAGGGUGUACCGAUAAGGGUGAUGAAGAACUUACGUAUAUGUAGCGAUUGUCAUGUUGCCUUUAAAUACAUAUCUGAUAUCAAAAACCGGGAAAUCAUUGUACGUGAUUCUAGUCGAUUUCACCAUUUCAAGGAAGGGAGAUGCUCUUGUGGUGAUUACUGGUAAAGGAGAGGUUAUGCCACUCUAAGAUAAUUUUUUGUUAUUGAAAAAUUAGGACGUUAUUUUCCUUGCCAGUUUUGAAUUGGAAAACAAAUUUAUUUUGAUGGAAGAGAAAUCAUUUUACUCUAAACUCCAUUGAAACUUAUGAUCAUUUUGCUGAAACAAUCAUAUCAACAUCUUUUGCUUUGUACACCAAGAAAGAUCACUUAACUAGAAUAAGAAGCCAUCACCUUGGAUUGAAGAACCCUUGUGAGGCUGUAAACAAUGUCAUGCUACCAUCUAAUAGUGUCAGCUGGAUCUAUGACCUAUGAGAAUAUCCCAAAUGUUU